Messenger RNA from Nezara viridula (southern green stink bug), 2835 nucleotides. The record is from the annotation of a GenBank genome assembly. NCBI's taxonomy places the organism in Eukaryota, Metazoa, Arthropoda, Insecta, Hemiptera, Pentatomidae.
AUGCGUUUUAAACCGUUUUCUUUACCGUUCGAUGAAUUCUUAAAGUUCUUUAGUCAAGAUGAACUGAAUAGAAAUGUAGUAGUUGUUUCAAUUAUCGAAAAAACAUCCAUAAAAAAUUUGUCACCUUCUGUUCAUUUUUCUAAAUUUACUGAUACCAUUGAAGAAUUAAUAACUCAAGUUAAUGAUGAAGAUAAAGUUUACAAAUCUGUUUGUCAAUUUGAUGGAUAUUUUGACAAAGAAGAAAAUGUUGUUUUCUUAAAUCUGACUGGGCCAUUAAAUAAUAAACAUUUAAUGAAAAUGUUAAGUAAAAUGGAGGACGAUCUUAAAAAAAAUGGAUUUUUAAACAUUUGGAGCAAGAUAAAGAACUCUUUUGCCCAGGCUUUGCUUUUCAUGUUUUCUUUUUCCCAUAUUAUCCUCUUUAUAAGUUCAAACUACAGUCCAGACAUUAAUAUCAUCCAACUGCUAAAAGUUUUAAGUUAUGUGAGACCUAAAUAUCAAGCUGCUGUAUCUAAAGUGCUUGGUAAUUGCAAUGAAUUCAGUGAAGAUUGGGUUCUUUAUGGCCGACUUUGUUCACCUAGACUAAUAUUUCUGUUUGAAGGAUGCCCUUAUGAAAUAUCAGAAUUGAAAGACAAAGAUGAGAAAAUAUUCCGUCUAAAGAAAUUAGAACAUUCUUUAGAGGACCAAAUUUAUCUAGCUCUCCGUAAGAGUAGGCUUGUGAAAAAUGUCUGCAGUCGGGCCUUUUUCUCAAUAGCUCCAAAUGAUGAGUUUGUUUUUGUUAAAGCUGAAACCAGAAAAGAAAAUAAACUAUAUAGGGAUUUAGAAGAAUGUUUUGAAAAACAGCGACAAUCUAUGAUUGGUCAUGGUGCUGAAAGUGUAUCUAAUACUUCAGUUCCAUCUACUUCAUAUCAAGGAAAUUCAUUGUCAAUAGAUUCCUCACCUGUUGAUAAGUUGGAUUCACUUUUGAAGGAUUCUGCUUCUUCAUCCAAAUCCACGAAUCAGGUGGAUUCACAUUUGAUGGAUUCUAUUUCUUCUUCAAGAUCUACAAGUCCUGAUAUUUGGGACUUAGCAGAAAAUUUGGAUGGACCUGAAGUUCCAGCCCACUGUUUUAAGGAUUUUUUAAUGAAACACAUACGAAAAGCUCACAAUGAGGGUUUUAGUGAUAAUAUGGGAAAAUAUUCAAAUUUAAAACCAUUUUUUGAGGUACCUACACUCAAAAGUUGGAUCAAGGCUGUUAAUUGUGUUUUGUCUGAAGUUGACAAUGAAAAAGUUGAGUUAAAUAGUGCUUCUUAUUAUUUAGAAAAACUUCUAGGUACUGAGCUCAAGUUUAGCAGUGCACGCUGCAAGAAAGUUUUACCAUUGGCUAUUGCUAUUUAUCAAGAAAAUUUGCCUUCUCAUUAUAAUCAAGUUACACAUGAAAAAAGAGUUAAACAUGCUAUGAGUGUUUUUUCACACCAUGCCCGUGGACCAGCACAACAAAAAUACAUAGAACAACUAAAAGAAGAAUGUGAAAAAAUUUGGAAAUCUGGACGACAGACAUGUGAAGCUCUGAGUUUAAAUAAAAAUUCUUGUACCAAACCUAAACAUUCUAGUGGAGUUUCUUUAAAUGCACAACAAGGUGAGUCAGAGCAUUGGAGUGGUAUUCAGUUCUUUUCUAGUUGCAACUGUGGUGCCAAACAAGGUCCUCGUCAAGAUCCUUUUACUUUACGGGCUGCUAAUUUUGACUUUUAUCAAAUAAUUGCUCAAGAAUGUGGUUGUAUACAUUUAGAAAAAUUUGUUUUUCCUAUAUUCCAGCCUAGUACAAGUGAUUAUAAAGCUGCAGAUUUGAGUAAUCCAUCAUCACAUCUUGAUGUUUUUGGUAAUAGUAUCCAAGAUCUUCAGAAUGAAUUUCAAGAAUUAAAUAUUCCAUCUGACUCCCUCAGUAUUGGAAAAGUCUGGACAGUUGAUGAAUCUGCACACGGCAGUGAAGGGACAAUGUCUCUUCCACUCUCAGCAUUAUAUUAUGAUCAAGCUAAUAAUUUUAUGUUGAACUGUUAUUCAAACAAUCAGCACGAAAAACAUUUAGUCCGACAGGCUUCCACAACGGAAUAUCUUCCUGGGAUGGUCCAUCUUGAAUCACCAGUAGGGUUACUUCCACAGUUUCCUUCAUGGUCAUUGCUGUGUCGAGGACCAUCUAGUCUAUAUUCCCAUAAUUUAGGUCUUCAUGAUUAUCCAGGUUUUAUCACAGGCUCUUCAUAUUUACUACCGUGGGAUGUUUCAUUUAGAGAAAAGGAUAUAUGUAAGUCAGAAACAACUGAAGUCUUAAAACGUGCAUCAGAUUCUCUACACAUAAUUGCUAAAAAUACUACUGGUAGUAAGAAAAAUCGUUUUUCAAAGGAAUUUAUGAGUGUAAAAAUUUUUAUUGGUAUUGAAUAUGAAUGUAUAAGAGGACACAGAUUUAUGAGUUCUGCACCAGGAGUUGUCUUGAAAGCUUCUGGAGCUGGUGUCAUUAAAGAAGAUGCUUGUAAAAUUACUGAAGGAAAUAUGCCUUUGUUCUUACCUUGUCCUUGUGGGAAGGUUAUUGCUCAACUAAUGAGAGUGCAUAUAGUUACACCAAAAGCACCAGUUUUUGUUACUAUAGAUCCAAAAGUUCGUCCUGCACCACUUCCAUGCCCAACAUUCACUACAGGUGAACAAAAACCCAUUGCGUUGACACAGAGCGCUUAUUGGAUUCUUAGGCUUCCAUAUGUAUAUGCUUCAGAAAGAAAAUAUUACAGUGUUCCUAACCGUUUGAAAAACCUAAAAUAUGGUGAACUCCUUGGACCUAUGUUUGGAAUUACUCAAGCUACUACUACCUAG